This is a messenger RNA of Pleurotus ostreatus (oyster mushroom), 1764 nucleotides long. It is a transcript of the gene MSS4, whose product is annotated as Phosphatidylinositol-4-phosphate 5-kinase. The transcript is spliced from 5 exons. Gene Ontology annotation, biological process: phosphatidylinositol metabolic process. The record is from RefSeq and is a predicted model, not a curated record. Gene Ontology annotation, molecular function: phosphatidylinositol kinase activity. Bases 1 to 1764 code for a protein of 587 amino acids. NCBI's taxonomy places the organism in Eukaryota, Fungi, Basidiomycota, Agaricomycetes, Agaricales, Pleurotaceae.
AUGCCAGCAAAUGGAGUCCUCCAGCGUUCUUCGACUGAUGCUCGACUAGCGCAGCGAGUCACAGCGACACGCACGAUAAUAGAAAAAGACACAUUCGUGGUUGGUACGUCGAAGCAGAGCGCCCAUGUCUCCGUUGAUGGUUACUUGCAUCCGCCGCCGCCAUCGAUAUCAAUAUCCGCACCACGCGACGGCGCACCUUCGAGUAUCGGCUCUGCGAAGCCUGCGAGGCGGAACACGACAGGGUCAUUGCGCCCACAGCAUGGGUCGUACCCUUCGGCGUCGCAUAUACACUUCAGCACGACUGGGGAUGGAGAACUGGCAAGCGACAUCCAGAUGGCAGCGGAGCAGAUCAGAAGGGAGCGGGCUAAUAAGCGAGUGAAAGCGCAGCAAAAGGAAGAGAUGGAGAGGGAACGCGACGCGAGGGCUCGCGAAGACGCCCCACUGGUGGGCAACUUGAUUGGCAAGGACCACGUCAACUAUGUGCUGAUGUACAACAUGCUCACGGGGAUACGGAUCGGUGUAUCGCGGUGUCAGGCUAAAAUAAAGCGCCCACUGACCGACGACGAUUUCACUGCGCGGCACAAGUUCUCGUUCGAUAUUGUCGGUAAUGAACUCACACCUUCCACGACGUACGACUUCAAGUUCAAGGAUUAUGCUCCAUGGGUGUUCCGCACCUUACGAGAGGACAUCUUCCAUAUGGACCCUGCGGACUACCUUCUCUCACUGACGUCAAAGUACAUCCUUUCGGAGCUGGGGUCGCCCGGUAAAUCCGGCUCGUUCUUCUAUUUCUCGCGGGACUAUCGGUUCAUCAUCAAGACCAUUCGCAAGGAAGAAGCGACAUUCCUAAGGAAUGUUCUCAAGCAGUACUAUGACCACGUCAAGACUAACCCGCAUACGCUGGUAUCGCGGUUCUACGGCCUGCACCGGGUGAAGCUGCCUCGAGGGAAGAAGAUACAUUUCGUUAUCAUGAAUAACUUAUUCCCGCCGCAUAGGGACAUCCACGAGACGUAUGACUUGAAGGGAAGCACGGUAGGCCGGUAUUAUCCAGAGGAGAAGCUGCAGCAGAACCCGCGGGCGGUGCUGAAGGAUGUAAAUUGGAUCAAGCGGGGGCGGCAGUUAGAGCUAGGCCCGGAGAAACGGGCGCUACUGGAAGAGCAGUUGAGGCGGGAUAAGGAGUUUUUAAAAGAGGUGAAUGUUAUGGAUUACAGCUUAUUGGUUGGGAUACACGACGUGAAGAGGGGGAACACGGAAGGGGUUCGAAGCGAGACGUUGAAAGUUUUCUCGCCGGACCUGCCCAAGCCUCGACGUUCCAUGCACGCACCGAAAGAUGCGGAGGCCAUGCGUCGCGCGAUGAACGCCUCUGAUCCAAAGCGGCUAGGGAAAGGCAAGGGGACCAUACGACUCCCUGAGAAAGACACCGGGGACACGCAGCGUGAGGGCUUCCUCUUCUACCAGGACGAGGGAGGGUUGCGCGCUACCGAUGACAACAACGAGGUGCUGGGCGAGGGGUCGAGGGACGACCCGGAUGGAAAGAUAUAUUAUCUUGGGAUAAUUGAUAUCUUGACGCCGUAUGGGGUGAGGAAGAAGCUCGAGCACUUCUGGAAGGGGUUGAAGGACGAUCGGCAUAAAAUAAGUCCGGUACCGGCUGCGGAGUAUGCAGAUAGGUUCUUCUCGUUUAUGAAGGCUAUCAUGCGGGGUGGUGUGGGCGGCGCUGCGUUUAUGACAGAAAAAGAACGGGAUACGAUGAAAGAGAAGGCUGAGUAA